AUGGCAGAAAGUGGAGAAUCAAAAGAAAAUCAGGGCGGAAGGCACCAAGAAGUUGGGCACAAGAGUCUUUUGCAAAGUGAUGCUCUCUACCAGUAUAUUCUUGAAACUAGUGUGUACCCAAGGGAGCCAGAGGCGAUGAAAGAAUUAAGAGAAUUGACAGCUAAUCAUCCAUGGAAUAUAAUGACAACCUCUGCUGAUGAAGGGCAGUUUUUGAAUAUGCUCCUCAAGUUGAUCAAUGCCAAAAACACCAUGGAAAUUGGAGUGUACACAGGAUACUCUCUCCUGGCCACAGCCCUUGCACUUCCAGAGGAUGGAAAGAUAUUGGCAAUGGACAUCAACAGGGAGAACUAUGAAUUAGGUUUGCCUAUAAUACAAAAGGCUGGUGUUGCUCACAAAAUUGACUUCAAAGAAGGCCCUGCCCUGCCUGUUCUUGAUCAAAUGAUUGAAGAUGACAAGUUUCAUGGAACAUUUGAUUUUAUAUUUGUGGAUGCCGACAAGGACAACUACAUCAACUACCAUAAGAGGCUGAUCGAGUUGGUGAAAGUUGGUGGAUUGAUUGGCUACGACAACACCCUGUGGAACGGGUCGGUGGUGGCGCCACCAGAUGCACCGUUGAGGAAGUACGUCAGGUACUACCGGGACUUCGUCUUGGAGCUCAACAAGGCCCUUGCAGCUGAUCCAAGGAUUGAGAUUUGUAUGCUUCCAGUUGGUGAUGGAAUCACUUUGUGCCGCCGUGUCAGCUAA
Molecule: messenger RNA, 744 nt
Organism: Fraxinus pennsylvanica
Lineage: Eukaryota; Viridiplantae; Streptophyta; Magnoliopsida; Lamiales; Oleaceae
Source: the annotation of a GenBank genome assembly